AUGAGGAGCUUGAGAGUAUCCUUUCCCUUUUCUAUGGUAUGCAUUGUCCCCUUAUUCCUUAUUAUGCAGCUAAGCUUCGAAGCUCCAUCCAUUGAUGUUGCCAGUGCCACAACCGCUGGUGGGAAUGAGACGGAUCAUCUUGCUUUGCUAGAAUUCAAAGCAAAGAUUGUGCAUGACCCUCAAAAUGCCACUAGUUCAUGGAACGAUUCUGCCCAUUUCUGCAACUGGGAAGGAGUCACAUGUGGUCGGAAACACAAAAGAGUCACUAUCUUGGACCUUAAUUCUAAAGGCUUGGUGGGUACUUUGUCUCCUUACGUAGGAAACAUGAGUUUUCUUAGGGAGAUUACCCUCAACAACAACAGCUUACAAGGUGAAAUCCCUUCUGAACUAGGCCGUUUGUUCAGGUUGCAAGUUUUAUAUCUCAACAACAACUCUUUUGAAGGGAAAAUCCCGUCCAACUUGUCUGAAUGCUCCAACAUCAUGUUACUUGGGUUAGCUUACAACAAGCUGGUUGGAAAUAUCCCAGUGGAGCUUGCCACUCUGUCUAAGCUCAGAAAAAUUUUAAUUCAUUUUAAUUAUAUGAGCAAUGGCAUACCUCCAUUUCUGGGAAAUUUUAGCUUACUAGAAGUUUUGUCUGCCGGUGGCAAUUUCUUUGGUGGAAGUAUCCCAGAUUCCUUGGGCCAACUCAAGUACUUGUCAGCUAUUGCACUUGGCAGCAAUAAUCUCUCAGGUAUCAUCCCUCCAGCCAUUUAUAAUAUUUCCUCCAUCACCCUCUUGAGUGUGGCUAAUAAUUCGCUUCAUGGAAGUCUUCCACCAAAUAUAGGCCUCCUCCUGCCUCAUUUGCAGAAGUUGCAAAUGUGGGGAAACCACUUUACUGGAUCCAUUCCAGUGUCAUUAUCAAAUGCCUCAGAACUGUUAUACAUUGCUUUACUAGAUAAUAAUUUCACUGGAAAAUUAGAUGUUGAUUUUGGAGGACUGCAAAGACUUGGCGAAUUAAAUUUGCACGGUAAUCAUCUUGGAAGCAGGGGCGAUAACAGUUUGGAUUUUAUCAUUUCUUUGCUGAAUUGUAGCAAUUUGAAAGUGGUUGAGAUAGCUAGCAAUCAGUUUCAAGGAGUGUUGCCAAAUUUUGUGGCCAAUAAUAUAUCUACACCAAUUGAAUGGCUAGCAAUGGAGUUCAAUCAAAUAGGUGGACGCCUCCCUCCAUGGUUAUCAAUGCUUGUUAGCUUAUCGCAUCUGGAUAUAGCAUUUAACCAAAUUACAGGCACUAUUCCCAUGGAAAUAGGUAGCCUCUCAAGACUACAACGAUUAUAUCUUGACAGUAACAGAUUAACUGGACCAAUUCCUCCAUCCAUAGGAAACUUAUCUCUGAUAGAGCUUUAUUUGAGCAAAAACCAUUUACGAGGUGCCAUCCCUUCCAGCCUUGAUAAUAGCCGCACCUUAUUAUUUUUAAUGCUUUCUCAUAACAACCUUAAUGGGACCAUACCAAAACAACUUUUUGCUACCCAAUCCAUGCUAGUUUCCUUAGCACUAGAUCAGAACCAUUUAGUUGGAUCCCUCCCGUUAGAAAUUGGUAAUUCAUUCAAUUUGAAUCAAUUGGAUAUAUCCCAAAACUUGUUGUCAGGCAAAAUUCCAAUUGAUAUUGGCCGAUGCAAUAGCCUUUUGACCCUUUACAUGCACCAUAACAACUUUGAAGGUACCAUACCUCCAUCUUUUGCUUCUUUGAGAAGUCUUGAAAAAAUUGAUCUAUCUCACAACAAUUUCUCUGGUGAGAUUCCAAAAUAUCUAGAGAAAUUUAGAUUGGAAUAUAUCAAUUUGUCAUUCAAUAAUUUUGAAGGUGAGGUUCCCAUCAAAGGAGUUUUUGCAAACUUUAGUGCAAUAUCAAUUGUAGGAAACAAUAGGCUUUGUGGGGGUAUAUCAGAACUACAGUUGCCAAGAUGCCCUGUUGAAGGAUCAAAAAGAAGAAAAUUCCAUCUUGUCAAUCUAGUUGUGAUCAUCAUGUCAUGCAUCUUUGGCAUAAGCAUGCUGUCAACUGCCAUGUAUUGUUGGUUCAAGAAGAAGAAAAGAGGGCAUUCUCCUGCUUCGCUACAAAUGAAGUCAUUUCAGAAAAUUUCGUAUCAAAUAAUUCUCAAGGCAACAGAUGGAUUAUCUUCAACAAAAUUGAUUGGUGUGGGAAGCUUUGGAUCUGUCUAUCAAGGCUCUUUUGCAGAGGAUGGGGUAACCUUUGCAGUGAAAGUACUCAACCUUCAACAACGAGGUGCUUCAAAGAGUUUUAUGGCCGAGUGCAAAGCCUUGAGAAUUGUACGUCAUCGAAAUCUUGUCAAGAUAAUAACAUCUUGUUCAAGUAUUGAUUUCCAAGGAAAUGACUUCAAGGCACUUGUUUAUGAGUAUAUGCCAAAUGGAAAUCUAAACAAGUGGCUACAUCCAGAUCAUUUAGAAAUUGAUGAACAACCAAGUCUAAGCCUUCUGCAGAGGUUGAACAUUGCUAUAGAUGUUGGGAAUGCGCUGGAUUAUCUUCAUCACCAUUGUCCAAAGCCAAUCAUUCAUUGUGAUCUAAAGCCAAGCAAUAUUCUUCUUGAUAAUGAUAUGGUUGCUCAUGUUGGAGAUUUUGGACUUGCAAAGUUUCUCCCUCAACUCAUUAAUCCAACUCAGAGCAGCUCAAUUGGAGUUAGAGGAACAAUAGGCUACACAGCUCCAGAGUAUGGAUUAGGAAGCGAGGUAUCAACAAGUGGAGAUGUUUAUAGCUAUGGAAUCCUAUUAUUGGAAAUGGUGACAGGAAAAAAACCAACUGAUGAUAUUUUUGUGGAAGGUCUUAACCUUCACAACUUUGCGAAAAUGGCAUUGCCCAACCAAAUGUUGGAGACCAUAGACUCAAUUCUUUUACAAGAAGAUGGAGGAGUGAUUAACAGGGCUUCAAAGAGUUUUAUGGCCGAGUGUGAAACCUUGAAAAAUGUUCGUCAUCGAAAUCUUUUGAAGAUCAUAACUUCUUGUUCAAGUAUUGAUUUUCAAGGAAAUGAGUUUAAGGCACUUAUUUAUGAAUACAUGCCAAAUGGGAACCUAGAGAAGUGGUUGCAUCUAACUUCAAAAAUAGGUGUUAUGCCAAUUGAUGAUCAUUACAGUCUAAGCCUUCUCCAAAGAAUAGACAUUGCCAUCGAUGUUGCCAAUGCGCUAGAUUAUCUCCACCACCACUGCCAUAAACCGAUUGUUCAUUGUGAUCUAAAGCCAAGUAAUAUUCUUCUUGAUGAAGACAUGGUUGCUCGUGUUGGAGAUUUUGGACUAGCAAAGUUUCUCCAUCAACCACCUGAGGGUAGCUCACUGGGAGUGAGAGGAACAAUAGGCUAUACAGCUCCAGAAUAUGGUUUAGGAAGUGAGGUGUCAACUAGCGGAGAUGUCUAUAGUUUUGGGAUCCUAUUGCUGGAGAUGAUGACAAGAAAGAAGCCCACCAAUGACAAUUUUGGGGAAGGUCAUAACCUUCAUAACUUUUGCAAAAUGGCAUUUCCUGAUCAAGUGUUAGAGAUUUUAGAUCCAAUUCUUCUGCAAGAAGAUGAAGCUAGAGCAAAUAAUAAGCAAGGUUCAACCCAAUCAGCAAGAAUUGAUAACAGAAGUGAAUGUCUAAUUUCUAUGAUCAAGACUGGAAUAGCAUGCUCCAUGGAAGCUCCUCAAGAUAGAAUGGACAUAAGUGAUGCACUCAACAACUUACAUUCAAUCAGAAAGAAUUACAUUCAAACUACAACAUGUUGAUGCUCGUCAUUCAUUGAAGUGCCUCAAGUUCACAAGCUUUGCAAGUGGUCGAUAACAGCUUGCUUUAUGUUGUAACUCCAAAAGGUUGCAUUAUUUGUAGGCACGAUAUGCUCUUUCUUUUUUUCAAUAUUAUUAUUAUGGGUAUGGUAAGAAAUGUUGAAUAUACAUAAUUUGUAAUUAUGGUUUUUUCAUAAUCA
This is a messenger RNA of Hevea brasiliensis (rubber tree), 3935 nucleotides long. Its product is annotated as putative receptor-like protein kinase At3g47110. NCBI's taxonomy places the organism in Eukaryota, Viridiplantae, Streptophyta, Magnoliopsida, Malpighiales, Euphorbiaceae. Gene Ontology annotation, molecular function: protein binding; protein kinase activity; ATP binding. The transcript is spliced from 5 exons. The coding region runs from base 1 to 3738 and encodes 1245 amino acids. Gene Ontology annotation, biological process: protein phosphorylation. The record is from RefSeq and is a predicted model, not a curated record.